GCGUACGCUGCCGUGCUGCACCACAACCAGAGCCCGGAGUUCUACGAUGAGCUGUGAAAUUAAUACAAAGGCAACAUCGAAAAAACAGGACACCGUUGAAACUCAAGUGGGAUACGCCUGGGUGCCACUGCUGAAGGACGGGCGCAUUGUCACCCUGGAGCGGCAGCUGCCCGUGUCCUCCAACCUCCCAGCCAGCUACCUGGGCCUUGCAGACCCCGAGUCACGCAAGCAGCCCAGUGUGGAUGCAAAGUGGGUGGAUGGAGCAAAGCCCCUGUUUAAAAUCAGAAUCCAUUUGGACUCGACCAUUUACACCCAGGACAUGCACUUGCACAAAUUCUUCCAGUACUGCCAGCUGGUUCAGGCAGGAGCCAAGGAAGUGCCAGGAGAGCUUGUGAAAUACCUCAAGUGUUUGCACGCGAUGGAGAUCCAAGUAAUGAUUCAGUUUCUACCUGUAAUUCUUAUGCAACUAUUUAGAGUCCUCACCAACGUGACGCAGGAGGAUGAAGUAGCUGUCAACUGCACCAUGGUUCUCCUGCACAUCGUGUCCAAGUGCCACGAGGAAGGGCUGGACCAUUACCUGCGCUCCUUCAUAAAGUAUGUCUUCCGAGCUGAGAAACCCAGUGCCAAACAGGCGAAGAUGACCCACGAAAUCCUGGUCCUUUCCAUGGCCACCAUCCUGAAGCAGUCGGCAGAUUUUCUGGCCAUCAAUAAGCUCCUCAAGUACUCGUGGUUCUUCUUUGAAGCGCUGGCAAAGUCCAUGGCAAUGUACUUACUGGAAGAAAACAAAAUCAAGCUGCCCAGAGGUCAGAGGUUCCCUGAGUCCUACCAGCACGCCCUGCACUCGCUGCUGCUGGCCAUCAUUCCUCAUGUGACCAUCCGCUAUAACGAGAUCCCUGAGGAGUCCAGGAAUGUCAACUUCAGCUUGGCUAACUUCCUGAAGCGUUGCUUGACAUUUAUGGACAGAGGAUUUGUUUUUAACUUGAUAAAUGAUUACAUUUCUGGAUUCAGCCCAAAAGACCCUAAGUUGCUGGUUGAAUACAAGUUUGAAUUUCUUCAAACCAUUUGCAAUCAUGAGCACUACAUUCCUCUGAACUUACCAAUGACCUUUUCCAAACCCAAGCUGCAAAGAGUUCAAGAUGUAAACCUCGAGUACACUUUAACUGAUGAGUAUUGCAGGCAUCACUUCCUCGUGGGGAUGCUUCUUAGGGAAGCCUCUGUUGCCUUGCAGGACAAUUACGACAUCCGAUACACGGCCAUCUCAGUCUUAAAAAAUCUCUUGAUCAAGCAUGCCUUUGACAACAGAUACCAGCACAAGAACCAGCAGGCAAAGAUCGCGCAGCUGUACCUGCCACUGUUYGGGGUGCUCCUGGAGAAUCUGCAGCGUGUGGCCAGCCGUGAGGCACUGACCUCCUGCUCUGCCUCCAGCCCCGCAUCCAGGGAUGAAUUCAUAUGCAGUUUUCCAUCCCCCUCAARCAGAUCCAGCCUGAUUGCAGACAAAGAUGCAGCCUGUGGAGCAGCCCUUCCAAAUGGCCAUGCAAUGAAACGAGAGGACUCAAAAGGAUCCCUGAACUCRGAAGGAGCAACCAGUUCCCCAGAUCAGAGUGAAAAUAUCCGCAGGAGCUCCCUGAGGAGCAGCRUGUCCCACUGCAGCCGGCUGGACCAGUUUGAGAUCCGGACACUGCUCAUGUGCUACCURUACAUCGUGAAGAUGAUCUCUGAAGAUACUCUUUUGGCUUACUGGAACAAGUUCUCCCCCCAGGAGMUGAUCAAUGUCCUUGUGCUUCUGGAGGUGUGUUUAUUCCACUUCAGAUACGUGGGGAAGAGAAACAUUGCCAGCUCCUGCAUGCGAYCCCCAGGCACAGGCGAGCGCAGGUUGGCGGUGUCCCCCCCAGCCAGCUGCAGGGUGCACGAUGCCUGGCUGUCCAAGCACACGGCGGCCGACAGGAAAUCCCAGACCAUGCCGGCGCUCCGCAGCAGGGCCGGCGUGCGGCUCCAGCACCUGGGCAGCUUGGASACAUCCUUCACCCUCAACCACAAUGCAGGUACCUCAGAAGCAGAUAUUGUGCACCAGGCGUUACUGGAGGGCAAUAUUGCCACCGAGGUGUGCCUAACAGUCCUGGACACCAUCUCUUUCUUCACUCAGAGUUUCAAGACCCAGCUUUUAAGCAAUGAUGGCCACAAUCCUCUUAUGAAGAAGGUUUUUGAUAUUCAUCUGGCUUUUCUCAAAAAUGGGCAGUCAGAAGCAGCCCUUAAGCACGUAUUUGCCUCUCUGAGAGCUUUCAUUAGUAAGUUUCCCUCAGCAUUUUUCAAGGGAAGGGUGAACAUGUGUGCUGCCCUCUGCUAUGAGAUCCUGAAGUGUUGCACUUCCAAGGUGUCCUCCACAAGGAAUGAAGCCUCUGCUCUUCUGUAUCUCCUGAUGAGAAAUAAUUUUGAGUUCACCAAAAGGAGAACGUUUCUGAGAACGCAUCUUCAGAUAAUCAUUGCAGUGAGCCAGUUAAUUGCAGAUGUGGCCCUCAGCGGUGGGACCAGGUUUCAGGACUCCUUGCUCAUCAUUAACAACUUUGCAAACAGCGACAGGCCCAUGAAGGCAACUGCUUUUCCUUCCGAAGUCAAAGAUCUGACAAAGAGAAUCCGCACAGUGCUCAUGGCUACUGCUCAAAUGAAAGAACACGAAAAGGACCCAGAAAUGCUGGUAGAUCUCCAGUACAGUUUGGCCAAGUCUUAUGCAAGCACCCCYGAGCUCCGGAAAACGUGGCUGGACAGCAUGGCCAAGAUACACGUGAAGAACGGCGACUUCUCAGAGGCAGCCAUGUGUUAUGUUCACGUAGCAGCCCUCGUUGCCGAGUUCCUGCACAGGAAGAAGCUCUUCCCCAGUGGAUGCACUGCCUUCAGGAAAAUCACUCCCAACAUUGAUGAGGAAGGUGCAAUGAAAGAAGAUGGUGGGAUGAUGGAUGUACAUUACAGUGAGGAGGUCCUGGUGGAACUGCUGGAGCAGUGUGUAGAUGGCCUGUGGAAAGCAGARCGUUACGAGACAAUUUCUGAAGUUUCCAAACUGAUCAUUCCUAUCUAUGAAAAGCGGCGUGAAUUUGAGAAACUCACCCAGCUGUACAGAACACUCCACGGAGCGUAUGCCAAGAUAUUGGAAGUAAUGCACAGCAGGAAGAGGCUUCUUGGAACUUUUUUCAGAGUGGCCUUUUAUGGACAAACGUUCUUUGAGGAGGAAGAUGGGAAGGAAUACGUCUAUAAGGAGCCCAAACUGACAGGCCUCUCGGAGAUCUCCUUCAGACUUCUUAAACUUUAUGGAGAAAAAUUUGGGUCAGAGACUGUAAAGAUUAUCCAGGAUUCUAAUAAGGUCAACAUCAAAGACCUUGACCCCAAGUAUGCCCAUAUUCAAGUGACGUAUGUGAAGCCCUACUUUGAAGACAAAGAAAUGUCUGAAAGGAAGACAGAAUUUGAAAGAAAUCAUAAUAUCAAUAGAUUUGUAUUUGAAACUCCUUAUACUUUAUCUGGAAAAAAGCAUGGCAGUGUGGAAGAACAAUGUAAAAAAAGGACUAUUCUAACUACUCUGAACUCCUUCCCAUAUGUAAAGAAGAGAAUUCCAGUCAAUUACGAGCAUCAGGUUAAUUUAAAACCAAUCGAUGUCGCUACGGAUGAAAUAAAGGACAAGACAGCAGAGCUGCAGAAGCUGUGCUCCGCUGGUGAUGUUGACAUGAUCCAGCUGCAGCUCAAGCUGCAGGGCUGUGUUUCWGUGCAGGUUAAUGCUGGUCCUUUGGCCUAUGCCAGAGCUUUCCUAAGUGACAGCCAGUCUAGUAAAUAUCCUGCCAAGAAGGUGAAUGAGUUAAAAGAAAUGUUCAGGAAGUUUAUCCAAGCCUGUGGAAUUGCUCUGGAGCUCAACGAGCGUCUCAUUAAGGAGGAUCAAGUGGAGUACCACGARGGGUUAAAGUCCAACUUUCGGGAUAUGGUGAAAGAGCUUUCUGACAUCAUCCAUGAACAGAUCUAUCAUGAAGACACAAUGCAUUCGCCGUGGAUGCAGGACUCGCUUCACGUCUUCUGUGCGAUCAGCGGAACCUCUGGUGAUGGGAGUUACUGCUCACUCAGACCCACUGCUGACAUAUAAACAUAUCAGCCACAUUUCACAGAGCCUUCUCAGGAAUUCUUGGAACUGUAUAAAGGAUGUUUAAAACCAUCCAUGUUGAGCAAAGAUUCAAUUGUGGGGUGGUUUGGUUUGUUUUGGUUAUUUUUUUUUUUUUCCACAAAAAAAAAGUUACCAUGCUUUCAAACAGGGUGCUUGCUUAUUUUGCUGAGCAACAUUGAAAGUGCCUGGACAUUGCACCACUGUGCUUGUUUUCUACUAUUUUUUUUAAGCUAAAUGAAUAGCAGGACGUGGAAAGGCAGUUAUCUAAAUAUGUUUUGAAUUGCUGAACUAUGAAUCGAAACCAUGAYGUACUAUGUAAAGUUGUACAAUGGAAUAUAAUAAAAUGUAAAACUACUUUGUACAUAGAAGGAGUAUAGAGUAUAUAGAAAUUAGCAUUAUAUCMUAUUUGCUGCUAAAAGCUUUGUUGGACAGGGGACAUGAAGGAGAAAUUGUAGUCACUGGUGAGAGACCUUUCUCUUCUAAAAAGUGRCUUGGGGUCCAGACCCCCCUAUUGCACUCAACGAGAGUAAACUUGCCCUAGGCUGGAAUAACUAAAACCUAAGUCAGAAAUKAUAAAUUUCAUACAUCCUCAGAGCAGAUAUUUCUAAAGUAAUCUCCAUGAAAGCUGAGCUUACUGGAGCUGAUUCCAAUUCUGGGUAACCUUUCCCAGCUGCCGGAGAGGAUGGAUUGUACUCACUGAGGGCAAACCUGAGAGAUUUGCCAUUUCAUAUGAGUUUUCCUGUUUGACACUCAUAGUCUCACACAAAUAUAAACUCUGAGAACAGCUUAAAUUGAGUUGUAAAUUAUAAGGUGCUUUAACACCUUUUGAAAAAAUUCCAAUAAUCGGAAAGAUGCGAUUUAAAAAAUUGCAGCACAUCAAAGUAACAUACUAAAUUGAGGGAUUUGUUAGCACCGUAAGUCAUGCAUGUUCCCUCCUUUUAAACAGAUCUGUUCUCUCAAAUCUCAUUGUUUUUGUCUGAUAGGUAGUUGGAGAAAAUAUAUUUUUCAGGGUUCUUUCAUUCCUUCUUCCCCUUCCCAAAGCUUUCAUACAUCCUCUGUCCCUUUUUUAAUAAUACGCUUCAGAUUCAGGAAGAAGAACACAGUUCAGUAAUUCUUUUAUCCAGCGACAUUUUUAACAUCUGUGUUUUUCAAAAUCCUGUCAGUUGUAAAUAUGGUUCCAAUAUGGGAAGGGUGGGGGUUUUAAGGAUAUGUAUCAAAAUGCCAUAAUAAAAAGACUCCAGCUGGGUAUUUAGCUUGGCUGCAGUGUCUAUAAAAUGUUAAGCUUCUAAAUUUUUGUGACAAAAAAUAUCCUCAAAUAGUAACUGGACCACAUUUCAAAGUGUYUAUUGUGCAUGAUUCUAAAUUCCUGCAAUUAUUUGUCUUCUGAGGAAUUAAUGUCGUGAUCCAUAAAUUCACCCAUUAGCUGUUUCAAGCAAAAUACAGAUGUGCCUACAACAAACCUGCCAUAUUUCUGCUUGUAUGUGCUUUUGUGCCAGACAGACUCUAAAUUUAGCACAAACAGAAAGAGGAAGAGAGACUAGAGUGUUUAAAUAUGUUUACACCUUCCUGAUUGUUACCUUUCAACAAAUAAUAUUUAARAGCAUGUAGUGAGAGUUUUCCAAAUUGCUUUACUCGAAGGUGUGAAGCUCGUUAAUAGUUGAUCCAAUACCAGAUUUUUUUUGAGCUAAUUGACUUCUAAAUAUCAGUACUAAAGGCUUAUCUUGACUACAAUCAGCAAUGAUGAGACAUAGACAUGCAAAAGCUCUUGCACUGUAGCUCUUUUAAAUACCACAGGUAACCUAACAGUUUUCCUGGAUUUACAGGGAGAUCAUUAUGCAUGUUUUGUGAUGUUUUUAAUCUUCUGAGAUAUCAUUGUUGGCUGAAUUUUUGUAUUUUAUUCCUUAUUUUUAUUGGAAUUCCAGUGAAAUUCUUACUCGUAUCUUCAGGUGUCUUUAAUGGUCCAAGAUGAAUUUUGAUCUGUGUUUCUCAAGUUUUGGUAUUGGAGUUGUCCUGUCAUUUCACUCUCGUGUACUGGAAGGCUUUCUCAGUAAUUUGGCCGAAGUAGAAGUGUUUAGCACCAGUCCAGUUAGCAUAUAUACAGUCAUUGCAUUUCAGAAUACACUUAUAUGAAUUACAGAAAAUAUAUGCCCCAAGGAUUUGCCUUCAUUUCUGCUAAAUAUUUUUUCUGGAUUUUCUACAGAAAAAAUCUCCUUUUUAGAUAGGUUAUAAAAAGACUGGUUACAAACCAACUGGUUUUUCCUUCGUGUAUUCACCAAUCUAGAAAGGAUGGAGAGUGGCCAUUAUUUUACAGCUGUGUGUGGACAAUGGUGCCAAGAAGAUGAUCACAUUUCUCUAUGUGUCCUUUUCCUAUGUAAUUGUCACAGUUUAAAGAAAUGCUCAAGAUUUUUUCUUAAUUAUGGCUGAAACAGCUUAAUUCACAGAUCUAUCUGGAGAGUAUAUUGUAUAUGUGCCUGUUUUAUGUAGCAGGUACUCACACUGCUACUCUUUUGAGAAGAAUAGAAAUGUCUGCUGUUCAUCAACAUUUUGGUUUUCUUAUAUUGCCUAAGGAAUGCUAGGAAUUUUUUCAUCUUGAAAAAUUAGUGGGAUUUUAAAUUACAUCCUGGCAUGCGCUCUUUCUGUGUCUCAGUUUGGCUACACUGUGUAUUUGAGUGCUCUAAUCAUUUUUACUGCAAGACUGCUGUGUAACACAUCAAGUAUUCAGCAUGGAUGCAUUGGUAAUUUUGCAUAAAAGGAAAAGAAAAGGGAUGAAGUAUCUGUCUGUGAGGAUUAAGAGCUCUUGGCUACUCUCAGUAUCAGGGUUGGUUUGGAUAAUGGUUUGUGUCAGAGCCAGAUGGUUUGCAAAUAGCACAGACAAAUCAACAAAGSGUCUGCCAGCAUUUAAURUGCAAKAACUUGCUUUUAGAGACUUACAGAGAGAGCAGUGCAAACAUUUUCUCUGACCUACUGCUUUUCUCUCGGCASAGGGAUUAGAAAGUAGCAUUUUAAGAAAAAUAAUUUCAGAGCUCCACUUCCUUCCUCCCCAAAAAAUCCGGAAUGAAGAACUUACUGCAGCAGAGGAUGUGCUUUUACAUGCUACUUGGUAUUCUAAACUUCUGCUAACAGGACUUUUCAGGAGAUAGGCCAGCAAAUGAAAAAUCAUAGAUCAGGGAAUACCUCUAGUGGGUAACCUGUUUAUUUUCUUCCAGAAAAUUUUUGAACAUACACAACAUUGUAUUUUGAUACAGAAUAAGACUACAUAAACAUAAUGCCUUUGUCUCAGAGUCGGUAAAAUAAGUUUGUUUUCCCUUUCUGUAGAGACAGAAUCCAUGGACUUCACAGUAUGAUUUGAUUAAUGUGGCCCAAAAGAACUGGAGAAGAACAUAGGUGGAAAUCAUAAAAAAUUUGAUAGAAAUUAUCUACACCUUACUCAAUUUACCCACCUGAGGAGAGUAGCUCCCCAUGUUGAUGUGAGRUUCACUGAGCUGAGCUCUCUGACUAAACAAGGGGUUCUUACAGCAUUGAGGAACACUCUGUGCAGCCAAUUCUUACGCAACCACAGACUGUAGUACCGUAAAUAACACGCUUGUGCCAAGCAAAGGGGAACCAGUUGUGAUACACACAUAAUAUUUCAGCUAUUCUGGAUGAAAAUWACUCUCUGCUCSUGUAAAUUUAACGCCUGUUGCUACAGAAUCAUACCAGGAGUGCUCUUAUCCUGCAUGUUGUAUCUGUGUGUGUUGUAGAGCCCGGUUUACCCCUCUGUGUGUGAAAGAGCAGCACCUCUCAUUUGCCUUGGUUCUCAAGGGCUGUGCUGGACACCGAGGAUGCACAGAGCUGCUCCAGAGCUUCCUGACACCAGCCCUCCUAUA
Messenger RNA from Malurus melanocephalus (red-backed fairy wren), 8001 nucleotides. RefSeq names its product dedicator of cytokinesis protein 11-like. Gene Ontology annotation, molecular function: guanyl-nucleotide exchange factor activity. NCBI's taxonomy places the organism in Eukaryota, Metazoa, Chordata, Aves, Passeriformes, Maluridae. Gene Ontology annotation, biological process: positive regulation of GTPase activity; positive regulation of filopodium assembly; small GTPase-mediated signal transduction. The transcript is spliced from 36 exons. Bases 47 to 4117 code for a protein of 1356 amino acids. The record is from RefSeq and is a predicted model, not a curated record.